Messenger RNA from Meloidogyne enterolobii, 1212 nucleotides. The record is from the annotation of a GenBank genome assembly. Lineage: Eukaryota; Metazoa; Nematoda; Chromadorea; Rhabditida; Meloidogynidae.
UCUCUGAAACAACAACAGAAAAUAAUAAACAAAAAACUGAAAUCCCUUCAUCGGAUUCGAAUUCUGUUGAGCACAAAAGUGAAUUAGCAACAUUUAAUGAGGUAAAGGGGAGGAUUUACGAGCAGAGUCAGAUUUUCGAAUGCAUUAAAUUGUUCUAAUUAAUAUUUAUUAUUCGAGUAAAUAAUUUCAAAAUUAAACUUUAAAUUACAUUUUUUUAAUUUUCAAUUUUUAUCAAAGUAGGAGGACCACCAUCUCUGCUGUUCUGAUUAUUUUAGUGAAUUAGCAGAAUUUGUUAAGUCAAUGAAUUUGGGAAUGGCUUUUGAAGUGCCAGAGGGUGUUAUUCAAUUAAAUGUUGGGGGGACUUGUUAUUUAACUACUGUAGAGACUUUAAAAAGAGAUCAAUGUUCUUUACUUGCACAAUUAUUAACGGUUGAUGGAAUGGAGGCUAAUUCUAAAGUUGCCAAAAGAAUGAGUAAUGGGGCUGUAUUUAUUGACAGAGAUGGAGAAUUAUUUGCUUAUAUUCUCGAUUUUCUUCGUAGUGGAAAACUUUUAUUGCCAGAAAAUUUUCGUGAAUUGGCACGUCUUAAAGAGGAAGUUCAAUUUUAUCAAUUGGAAGAGUUAAUGCAACAAUUAAUUCCUUAUUAUAAUUUAAAAUAUCCAACAAGAACUUCAUCUACAAAUAUAAAUAACAGUACAAAUUCUGCUGCAGCAGCUGUUGCUGUAGCUAGAACAAAUGCUCUUUAUGAGACGGGUGGAUUUAUAACACUUGGUUAUAGAGGAACUUUUGCUUUUGGUAGAGAUGGACAGGCAGAUGUUAAAUUUAGAAAAUUACAUCGAAUAUUAGUUUGUGGUAAAGCACAACUUUGUAGAGAAGUUUUUGGUGAUACUUUAAAUGAAAGUAGAGAUCCAGACAGGGAAGGGGCUGAAAGAUAUACAGCAAGACUUUAUUUAAAGCAUCAAUGUUUAGAAAGAGCUUGUGAUAAUUUAUCUGAAAAAGGUUUUCGUUUAAUUACCGCCUGUUCUAGUGGGGCAAAUGGACUUGUAUUAACAGCGAGUAAUCAACAAUCACCUGCAAAUAAUAGCCAGGUCCCUUUUCAGCGUGAAAGUGGAGAUAUGGAAGAACAACGUUGGGCACAUUAUACAGAAUAUGUAUUUUAUAGAGAACCCCAAUUUGGGUUAUUUACAAGUCCAGAUAUUAGUCCAAGAAUUUAA